AAAUCGGCCCUCCACCUGGGGGUUUCUUCUUCAGCCAUGAACGCCUCCCCUAAUCACAGCUCUGUUGUGGUCACCCUUGAGGAUCGGGACCUCUGGAACAAGUUUCACCAAGUGGGAACUGAGAUGAUUAUCACAAAGUCUGGACGACGAAUGUUCCCACAAUGCAAGAUCAGAGUCUCUGGCUUGAUCCCUUAUGCCAAAUAUCUGAUGCUUGUAGAUUUUGUGCCAGUAGACAACUUCAGGUACAAGUGGAACAAGGACCAAUGGGAAGUGGCUGGCAAAGCAGAGCCUCAGCUUCCCCGGCGGACAUAUGUGCACCCUGACUCUCCUGCCCUGGGCAGUCACUGGAUGAAGGAACCCAUCUCCUUUCAGAAGCUCAAGCUGACCAACAACACCUUGGACCAACAGGGUCAUACUGUCCUUCACUCGAUGCACCGCUACAAGCCUCGCUUCCACGUCAUGCAAGCAGAUGACCCCUUCAGCACCCGCUGGAGCCCCUUCCAGACAUUCAGCUUCCCAGAGACAGUCUUCACCUCUGUCACUGCAUACCAAAAUGAGAAGAUCACAAAACUCAAAAUCUACAAUAAUCCAUUUGCAAAAGGCUUCCGAGAACAUGGGAGGAACACACGCAGGGAGGGGCGAAGCCAGAAGAACAGUCCAACCAAAGGUCAGAAGAGAGCACUGAUGGAAGAACCCAAACCUGAUGCAGAACUGGACUUAGAGAGGAAUGAAAACAUAGCAGUGAAGGAAGAGAGCCAUGUCAUGUCAGUUAGCAGCAACUGCCCCUUCUGGCUCUCAGAGCAAAGCAUCACCCACACCAUCCCUACAGAAUCUUCAGAGCCAGGGGAGCACACAGAACCACCUGUCCAAGAACAGCAUGUGCCAACACCACUUUCAUCCUCCCAAGCAUACAGGUCUCAUGAGACAGGUGAUAGUCCACUGCCAGCCCCUCUCCAGGACAUCCUUCCUAUAAAUGAGUUUCGGGCCAGACCUCACACCUUGGACUUAGCCAUGGUUCCUGAGCAGGAUGCCAAACAACUUUCAGAAGGUUUCACCAAUCUGCCACCACUUCCCAUCCCUUUCCCAUCUCCGCAAGAUUAUUCUGGGAUGGCUGGUACGGCAGUAGAUCCUGCUGGGAAACCAGGACUCCGAAGGCCUAUAUACAGUCCCUAUGCUGCUGAUCAAAACCUCAGCCAGUGGAUGGUUCCUCCAUCAGCCCAAUAUAGGGCUGUAACCUAUUCUGCAUUUUCCACAGACUACAGUACCCAGGCUGCCUCAGGACCUGCCCAUGGCAGCAUGGCAGAGUGGGGCCAGUAUUCUUUGUUCCCUUAUGCCUGCUGGUAA
Heteronotia binoei (common prickly gecko) is the source of this 1344-nucleotide messenger RNA. RefSeq names its product T-box-containing protein TBX6L-like. Lineage: Eukaryota; Metazoa; Chordata; Lepidosauria; Squamata; Gekkonidae. The record is from RefSeq and is a predicted model, not a curated record. Gene Ontology annotation, molecular function: RNA polymerase II cis-regulatory region sequence-specific DNA binding; DNA-binding transcription factor activity, RNA polymerase II-specific. The coding region runs from base 37 to 1344 and encodes 435 amino acids. Gene Ontology annotation, biological process: positive regulation of DNA-templated transcription; regulation of transcription by RNA polymerase II; cell fate specification. Gene Ontology annotation, cellular component: nucleus. The transcript has 8 exons.